Prorocentrum cordatum is the source of this 917-nucleotide messenger RNA. The record is from the annotation of a GenBank genome assembly. NCBI's taxonomy places the organism in Eukaryota, Dinophyceae, Prorocentrales, Prorocentraceae.
GGCACCGCGCCGCCUGCCUCUCGGUGUCUUACGGCUCCAACAAGAAGCUGCUGGGGAGGCUGGCCGCGGAGACGGGCCUGCAGGUCGACGAGGCGGCCGUGGAUUUCCCUUUGAAGUGCGCUGGGUCGGUGCUGCGAUCGCUGGAGGGGGCGCUGCGGGCGGACACCUCGCUCGUGCUGCUGGACGCGGUGCCGUCCAACGCGCCGUUGGUGCUGCCGCUGGAAGAGGCCGUGGCCGUAUGCCGGCGGCGCUCCCCGAACGCCCUGGUCGUGGUGGACGGGGCGCACUGCCUGGGCGGCGUGCCCGUCUCGCUGCGGCGGCCGCCGGGCGACAUCUUCGUCUCGAACUGCCACAAGUGGUUCUGCGGGCCGAAGGGCACCGCCGUCUUGCACGUCCCCGAGAGGCACCAGGAUCGGGAGUGGAUCGAGCCCCUGGUGAUAUCACACGGCUUCGGGUCCGACUUCGCGAGCGGCUUCUAUUGGUCUGGGCUGUCCGACUUCAGCUCCUGGCUCGCGCUGGACGCUGUGCUAGCCUUCUGGGGUGGCAGGGCUGGCCUGGAGGCCGCGCAGCUGUACUGUCGGUCCCUCGCCGGCGACGCGGCGGGGAUGCUGGCAGAGGCCUGGCGCACUGGCAGGGGCUUCCCCGCCGAGCUCACGGGCCCCAUUGCCCGAAUGGGUGAUAUGGUAUCUCCCCACCCCCCUGAAGGCCUGGGCGAGGCGGGGACCGCGUGGCGGUACGAGCAUGCCGAGGUCGUCCAGAACGCGCUCUUCCAGCGGAGGAUCGAAGUCCCAGUGAAGGCGCUGUCGGGGCGGCUCUAUGUCCGGAUCUCCGGUCGCCGGGGGAUCUACAACCACCUGGGCGAGUACGAGCGGCUCCGGGACGCGGUCCUGGCCCUGGCCGGCGGGGGGCCCCUGUAG